AUGAAGGCCUCUCUCAUUACUCUCGGUGCUUUCCUCGGCCUGGUCUCCGCCCAGAACGCCGUCGUGCACAAUCACUGUGCCACAACCGUCUAUGUGCAGUCGUUCCCCUACGGUGGUAGCGGCCCAGGCACUCUUACCACCGUGCCCAAGGGUGGAACUUUCUCCGAGAAGUUCAGAACAUCUGGCUCGACCAUCAAAAUCGCCAAGACCAAGACCCUGGACAAGCCUCUCUUCUUUGGCUACUCCUUCUCCUCAAACCCAGACUACGCAUACUACGAGCUGAGCUCAGAAUGGGGUAACCCCUUCGCAGCGAACCCCAACUCGCUCAGCCCCGGCGAGGGUUGUGAGGUCUUCGACUGUGCUGCCAACGAUGCUUCCUGCUACAGCACCCCUGCUCAUAAGAAGGUCUACGGCUGCCCUCAGCCAGUUACUCUGACCGCGGACCUGUGCCAGUAA
Molecule: messenger RNA, 456 nt
Organism: Penicillium olsonii
Lineage: Eukaryota; Fungi; Ascomycota; Eurotiomycetes; Eurotiales; Aspergillaceae
Source: the annotation of a GenBank genome assembly